This is a messenger RNA of Closterium sp. NIES-67, 1555 nucleotides long. The record is from the annotation of a GenBank genome assembly. Lineage: Eukaryota; Viridiplantae; Streptophyta; Zygnematophyceae; Desmidiales; Closteriaceae.
CGAACCUCAGCCAACAUCAUGACGUUGCAAAGCCAGCUUCUUCAGACAGUUUCGCCAUUGAAGAAACAAGAUAGCAGCCUUCUGUGGUCAAUGCUUCUGGCCAUGGUUGCAGGAUUUGCGUGCACGCUGGUCUUCGUGAAAUUGCCAAUUUCUGAUAAUGUCACAGCCAUUCAGCAGCCUGAGACUCUUCCCGCUCCAACGAAAAAUGUCACAUUCAGAAGAGCUAAGGCCAUAUACCUCAAUGUCAAGUACGCGGAUUUGAACUGGAUUCAAAAGCACACCCUGAAGUACCAGACAGACGCUGCAACCAAGAAUCUUGUGCACGACCUUGGAAGCCAGAAUGAUCAUGUGAUGCUUCACUUGGCUCAUCACAAAACAGGUAAGAGACGCUUGACAGCUAUCUGAUCCGGCUCUUCAACUAAGUUCGUUCUUGUACAGGCACUGCUUGGUUUUCUCGGAUCUUCAGCCUUUUCGGAAUGCGGACUAACAUGAAGUUUGUCAAAGGCGACAUUCAAGGCUGCCUCGAUUCAGAAUCUAAGAUCUGUCAGGUCAGAUGAGACAUGCCCUUUUUUCGCUUGGACAAGGGACAUCACAGAGUCAUAACGUUUUACAAAUCCUUCCAGAUAAAUAAUGCGGCUCUAGGCUCUCUUAAACUACUGGGCGACAAAAUGUACAAGGCUAUUAUGACUGUCCGAGAUCCAAGAGAUGUUGUGGUCAGUGGAUAUUUCUAUCACAAAACAACACAAGAACCAUGGGUACAUGAACCACGCAGCGAGUAUGGAGGAAAAUCUUAUCAGGAGGUGAGCACCUGACAACCCAAUGGCUUAAAGACCAUUUCUGUCCUCAAAGUCGUCUGAGCAUGACUCUGGUCAGAUGCUGAAUAGCGUGAGCAAGUCCGCUGGAAUCAAUAUGGAAGUCGACAUGAUUACUGGAAGCACUUGGAAGAACGACACUCAAGGUGAGUCCGGAUACUUGCGCGGAGAGGAUAUAUACAAAGACUAACAACCUUUUUUUGGCUACAGGUGCAUAUGCAACCGUUUUGAAAGACUUCCUGAAAGUCAGAGAUUCCCGGUUCACCUUGGUACGCUAUGAAGACAUUUGGUACCAAGAGCAACGACGGAUAGGCUCAGCUUUUGCAUCGAUUGGAGCUUGGUAAGGGUUCCCUUCUGCAUUGCUUUGGCGUAUUAUGCAACCUUUUUCUCAUCCUGUCAUUGUUAUCAGGUAUGGAUUGAGUAACAGCCUGCUUCUGAAAGUCUUCGUCCAAAGCGCGGUGAAGGUUGGCCAGGAAAGCGCUGCCUACCGUUCUGUUUCGAAAGGGGUGCUUUCUGCUGACGACAGAGGGAAGGACCACUUCAGGAAAGGAGUACCUGGAGACUGGAAAAAUCAUUUGACUAAGCAGAACAAGGGCUACAUCCGUGAAAAGCUGGGAUCUCUAUUGGUGGACCUGGGCUAUGAGAAGACCAUGAAUUGGUAGUCUGAUCUGGUUAUGUCUAUAUGGUAGUGGCUGACGAUGAGAUAUGUUGGAAUUUGACAGUUUUAUGAUCAUGACGACUUC